AUGGAGUUUUACGAGUCUACCUACUUCAUCAUCCUCAUCCCUUCCGUGGUGAUUACCGUCAUCUUCCUCUUCUUCUGGCUUUUCAUGAAGGAAACGCUGUAUGAUGAAGUCCUCGCGAAACAGAAAAGGGACCAAAAGUUUCCGCCUGCCAAGACCGAUAAAAAGAAAACGGAGAAGAAGAAGAACAAGAAGAAAGAAGCUCAGAAUGGGAACAUCCAUGAAUCUGAUUCUGAAAGUACCCCUCGGGACUUCAAACUCUCUGAUGCCCUGAGCACGGAUGAGGAACACGUCGUUCCGGCGCCCCUGAGCGCGGCCGAGGCGCCCAGCGGUGUUAGGGAGCGGAAGAAGAAGGAGAAGAAGCAUAAGGCGGUUCAAGAUGAUCAUGUAACUAAGGAUUCGGAAGGAUCCAAGUCUUCAGGCAAGAAAGUAGAACCAGUCCCUGUUACAAAACAGCCCACUCCACCAGCUGAAUCAACAGCAUCUAAGAAGAAACCUGGGCAGAAGAAGCAGAAAAAUGGCAUGGAUGAUCAAGAUGCUAAGACUGAUUCUGUUCCGUCUCCUGCCAAAAAGCAAGACCCAGUGCUGCUCCACCAAGAGAUAAAGCAAGAAAAUGUCUCGGGAAAGAAGAAAGUCUCAGCAAAGAAACAGAAAGUUGAUAACGCUUUGGUGGAUGAACCUCUUAUUCAACCAACUACUUAUAUUCCUUUGAUGGAUAAUUCUGAUGCCAGUGCUUUGGAAAAGAGAGAAGCAGUGGAAGUAGCAAAGCAAAAUAUAAAUGAGGGAAUCCAGAAGAGCAGCAGCAAGAAACUGAAGAAUGAAACUGAUAAAGAAAAUGCUGAAGUCAAAUUUAAAGACUUUGUAAUGACCAUGAAGAAUAUGAUCCUCACUGACGAUGAGGCCCGUUGUGUGGUGGAGGUGCUGAAGGAAAAGUCCACUGCAAUUCAAGAUGUCUUACAAAAGGCUAGCAAGGCCGAGUCGGCUGCAGCUCUCCACCAGCUCCAAGAGAAAGAGAAGAUGCUGGCUGCAGUGAAGGAGGAGGCAGCUGUUGCAAAGGAGCAGUACAAGCAGCUAACCCAGGAGCUGGUUGCAGAAAAGGAGAGAAACAGCUUGCUUACUGCAAAAAUGAGAGAACGUAUCAACACGCUAGAAAAGGAGCAUGGCACUUUUCAGAGUAAAAUACAUGUUAGCUACCAAGAAUCUCAGCAGAUGAAGAUGAAGUUCCAGCAGCUUCGUGAGCAGAUGGAGGCUGAAAUAAGCCACCUGAAGCAGGAGAAUGGUAUCCUGAGAGAUGCUGUCAGUACCUCUACCAAUCAAAUGGAAAGCAAGCAGUCGGCUGAGCUGAACAAACUGCGCCAGGAUUAUGCGAGGUUGGUGAAUGAGCUGGGAGAAAAGACCAGCAAACUGCAGCAAGAGGAGCUCCAGAAGAAGAACGCGGAGCAGGCGGUUGCUCAGCUGAAGGUCCAGCAGCAGGAAGCGGAGAGAAGAUGGGAAGAAAUCCAGGCUUAUCUCAGGAAAAGAACAGCAGAACAGGAGGCAGCACAACAAGAUGUGCAGAAUAAGCUUGUGGCCAAAGACAAUGAAAUCCAGAGCUUGCACAGUAAACUUACUGAUACCAUGGUGUCAAAGCAGCAGCUGGAGCAGAGGAUAUUGCAGUUAAUGGAGGCUGAGCAAAAGAGAGCAAGUGCAGAGGACUCUAUGCAGAUGCAGGUGCAGGAGCUGAUAGAGCAGAACGAUGCCUUGAACACUCAGCUGCAGAAGUUUCAUUCGCAAAUGGCAGCCCAGACCUCAGCUUCAGUCCUGGCAGAAGAACUGCACAAAGUGAUUGCAGAAAAGGACAAACAGAUAAAGCAGAUGGAGGACUCAUUAAGCAAUGAGCAUGCCAGUUUAACCAGCAAGGAGGAGGAUCUCAAGGUCUUGCAGAAUAUGAACUUAUCCCUGAAAUCAGAAGUACAGAAGUUACAGGCUUUAACAAAUGAACAGGCUGCUGCUGCACAUGAGCUAGAAAGGAUGCAGAAAAGCAUUCACAUGAAAGAUGAUAAAAUAAGAACUCUUGAAGAGCAGCUUCGAGAAGAACUUGCUCAGAUUUCAAACACAAAAGAAGAAUUUAAGGUUCUCAAGGAUCAAAACCGAAGUUUGCAAGCUGAAGUUCAGAAGCUGCAGUCUGUCCUGUCCGAGCAGGCAAACAAAGACGUGUUAGAGCAAAUGGAAAGAAGUAUGAGAGAGAAGGAUGAUAAAAUCAAAACGGUUGAAGAGCUGCUUGAGGCAGGACUCAUACAGGUGGCUAAUAAAGAGGAGGAGCUGAAGGCCUUGCUAACGGAAAAUUCAUCCUUGAGAAAAGAACUUCAAAGUCUGCAAAUUCAGCAAUCAGAGCAGGUUUCUUUCCAAUCACUGGUGGAAGAACUCCAGAAAGUAAUCCAUGAGAAGGAUGGGAAAAUAAAAUCGGUGGAAGAACUUCUGCAAGCUGAAAUCCUUAAAGUUGCUAGCAAGGAGAAAACUGUUCAGGCUUUGACACAGGAAAUAGAGGCUCUGAAAGAAGAAGUAGGAAAUUCCCAGCUUGAGAUGGAAAAACAGGUGUCGAUCACUUCGCAAGUCAAAGAACUGCAGACGCUGUUGAAGGGGAAGGAAAAGCAGGUGAAAACCAUGGAGGCCUUAUUGGAAGAGAAGGAAAAAGAGAUUGUCAAGAAAGGAGAAUGUUUGCAGGGUCAGCAAGAUACAAUUGCACAGUUAACCAAUAAAGUUCAGGAGUUAGAGCAACAGAACCUGCAACAGCUCCAACAGGUACCUGCUGCAUCCCAAGUCCAGGACCUGGAGAGCCUGUUGAGAGUGGAAGAAGAACAAAUGAACAAGUUGAAAGCUGUAUUGGAAGAGAAGGAGAGAGAAAUUGCAAACCAAGUAAAACAGAUGCAGGAUGUGGAAAAGGAAAAUGAAUCAUUUAAAGUUCAAAUUCAAGAAUUAAAACAGGAGAACUGCCAACAGGUGUCUCUGGCUGCCCAAAGGGAGGAGCUUCUGCAAGUUAUUGCAGGGAAGGAGAAAGAGAUCACCAGUCUCCAAAGCGAGCUCGCAUCUCAGAGAAAUGCUUUUGAGCAACAGAGGAAAAAGAACAACGAGCUUCGGAAGAAAAACUGGAAAGCAAUGGAAGCAUUGGCAUCAACUGAAAAAAUGCUGCAGGACAAAGUGAACAAGACUGCCAAGGAGAGGCAGCAGCAUUUGGAAGCUGCAGAGAUGGAGACGCGAGAACUUCUCCAGAAGCUCUUCCCGAAAAUGUCCCUUCCUUCGAACGUGAGUCAUAGGGAAUGGAUGUGUGGGUUUGAAAAAAUGGCUGAAGAAUAUCUGAGAGGAGCCUCAGGAUCUGAAGAGGUCAAGGCUAUGGAGCAGAAGUUGAAGGAGGCUGAGGGAAUGAACGCGCUGUUGCAGCUGGACUGUGAGAAGUACAAGUCAGUCCUGGCAGAGACAGAGGGGAUUUUGCAAAGGCUACAGAGGAGCGUGGAAGAGGAAGAGAGUAAAUGGAAGAUAAAAGUCGAAGAGUCGCAAAAGGAACUGAAGCAG
Messenger RNA from Tinamus guttatus (white-throated tinamou), 3546 nucleotides. NCBI's taxonomy places the organism in Eukaryota, Metazoa, Chordata, Aves, Tinamiformes, Tinamidae. The record is from RefSeq and is a predicted model, not a curated record.